Messenger RNA from Sorex araneus (European shrew), 8796 nucleotides. It is a transcript of the gene SYT14, whose product is annotated as synaptotagmin 14. Bases 208 to 2364 code for a protein of 718 amino acids. The transcript is spliced from 8 exons. NCBI's taxonomy places the organism in Eukaryota, Metazoa, Chordata, Mammalia, Eulipotyphla, Soricidae. The record is from RefSeq and is a predicted model, not a curated record.
UGGCUCCGGCCAUGGCACCAGGCGCAGCUCGCAGGACAAGCUCUGUGUAGAGUUAGACAAAAGCCGGCAGCAUUUGAGGGGAAGUCAUGGUCUUGCUGCUGUUCCUGCAGCUCUCGAGUAGGGGUGUCCACCGCACAGACUGUCUGGACCCCCCGCCCCCAGCUGGCACACUAGUGUCCACAGCUGACCUGCGGGGCCCAGUGCCCCAUGGCUUUCCUCGGGUCCUUCCGGCAGAGCCUGCCCUCAGUGUCCUCACUGGUGGACAGCCUCGGUGGGGCUGUGGAGGGCCUGAGUGUUGCCGUGGGCCAGGCCACUGGUGCCUUUACUGACUCGCUGGCUGAGCGGGUAACGAGCCUGGUGAGUGGUCUUCAGGUGGCUCAGGAGUGGGGGUUUGCAGCAGACAGGGCCACCGAGACUCCUGAACCAGCGGAGGCACCCCUUGCCGAUGGCUCUCUGCCUGAGCACAGGGUGGGCCAUGCUCACCCCUACAGUAUCCCCCUGCCUUCAGAUCCAGGCGUGAGUGAGGGCAGCAGGCAAGACAGUGGCCACCCUGGCAUGGGCCUGCGGGCUGUGUUGGGGGUCCCCUGUGGCAGCGGAGCUGAGGCUGUAGGCCUCAUGAUGCGAGACCCUAAAGCUAUCGGACAUGGGGACCCCAAGGGCUUCUGGGAAGGACAUGCCUCUCGAGCACUGCCAGCCACCCCAAGAACUCAGUUCCAGGGACGAGUCAGAGGCCAUGGACCCGAACCCUGCAGAGCCACAGGGGACAGAGGGACAAGGACCACGGACUUCGACAAUGGCAGGGCUCUGGAGAAGGGGACAGCAUGGGGCAGAGGUGACGAUGUCCCGGAUAAAGUGCCCAGUGCAGACAACUCCUACCUGGACAAAGAGGAGCACGGCUCAUCCUCGGAGAGUGAGGACGAGGCUCUGGGCAAGUACCAUGAGGCUGUGUCCAGGACCCACAGUGCCAGGCUCCCCACGGCUGAGGCAAGAGCGCAGAGCUCGGUGUGGGAGACCCGGCAGAAGUACAGCCCUCUCGCAGCUGAGCACGAUGGCUAUGGCAGUGAGGCAUCCCUGGACGGAGGGCACCACAUCCAGAGGAUGAGGGGCAGUCCCCCGCUGGACGAGCUGCAGCCGCCGCCCUACCACGAUGACAGUGGCUCCCCCCACCUCUCCUGCACCCCAUCAGAGUUGGGGGAUGGCAAGUGCGAGCUCUCACACUGCUGCAGCAGCCCCCGGUGCUCCUGCACCAAGUGCCCAAGUGAGGGCAGCCCCGGGCCUGAGGCUGGUGGCUUCCAUGGCAAAGGCUAUGAUGAGGACGUGCCGAGCGACAGCACUGCCGUGCUCAACCCCGAGGACAUGUCAGGCCACGGGUCUCCCUCUCAGCUCCCCAAGCCCUUCGAUCCCGAGCCGGAAGCCAAGUAUGGCACACUCGACGUGACUUUCGACUAUGACUCCCAGGAGCAGAAGCUUCUGGUGACUGUGACAGCCGUGACAGACAUCCCCACGUACAGCAGGACAGGUGGCAACUCGUGGCAGGUCCACCUGGUCCUCCUGCCCAUCAAGAAGCAGCGGGCCAAGACCAGUGUCCAGCGGGGCCCAUGCCCAGUGUUCACAGAGACGUUCCGCUUCAACCAUGUGGAGUCAGAGCUGAUCGGCAACUAUGCGGUACGAUUUCGGCUCUAUGGUGUCCACCGCAUGAAGAAGGAGAAGAUUGUUGGUGAGAAGAUCUUUUAUUUGACCAAGUUGAAUCUCCAGGGAAAGGUGUCGCUGCCAGUGAUCCUGGAGCCUUCCUGCGAACAUUCUGGCUGCGCAUCACAGGUGAGUGUGUCGGAACGGUCCUACAGCCGGAGUGUCUCCUCCUGCCAGUCCCUGGAGCGUGGCUCCGUCCCCGAGGUCCUCCUGGGCCUGCUGUACAACGCCACGACGGGGAGGCUCUCGGCGGAGGUCAUCAAGGGCAGCCACUUCAAGAACCUGGCAGCCAACAGGCCACCCAAUGGACUGUUCUGUUGUCUAAAACACUUGAUAGGUGGACAGGUUUAUAUAAUCCGAGAUACCUAUGUUAAACUGACUCUGCUGAAUUCCAUGGGCCAAGAGAUGUCCAAGUGCAAGACCUCUGUCCGCCGUGGGCAGCCGGACCCCAUAUUCAAGGAGACCUUUGUCUUCCAAGUGGCCCUGUUCCAGCUGUCGGAUGUGACGCUCAUCCUGUCUGUGUACACCAAGCGCAGCCUGAAGCGGAAGGAGAUGAUCGGCUGGCUCUCGCUGGGCCUGAACAGCUCAGGCGAGCAGGAGCUGGCGCACUGGACCGACAUGAAGGAGUCCCAGGGCCAGCAGGUGCGGCGGUGGCACGCCCUGCUGGAGUCGUGACGGGGGAUACGCGUGGAGUCCACUGUCUGCAUGGAGAUGGUGCCCACCAAGGGCUGGCCUCGGGGAGUCCUCCUCUCCCGGGGCCCCCACCCAGCCGGAGGUUCUGUGGAGAGGUGUGGGGGCCAGGUGUUGUGGGGUCCCCCUUACUGUGUGAAGCCAGCCUCCCCUUGGCAGAGGGGCUGGUCCAGUCUUCAAGCCUUGGAGCAGGCAGGGACAUGAGCCAUCGGGCUAGGGCGGCACGUGCUCCGCUCAUUCCCUGUGUGCUGGACCCUGGGGCCCGCUGUGUCCAUCGGGAGCAAGGCCCAGGCCCCUUUUGCAUCUCCAUCAUGGGGUGCAGCUCUGUGACUCUCUGUCUGCCCGGUACCCCACUGGCACAGCAGCCCUCCCAUGCUCUUCCCUCGACCUGCUUCUGCCUGAUCCACAGAGAUCCCGCGGCUGCCAGAGCCUUUCUGAGGCCCUGCGAUGGGAGGCUGAAGUCUGUCCACGCCGGCAGUGGAGAGGGAACGGAUACACUUGAAAUUUCUUCAAGCGAUUUCAAAAAAUUUUCAUUGUGGGGCAGACAUUUUUUCCUGCAAACUGAAAAAAAUUUUUUCCUGCAAACUGAAACAAAAACCUACCGCACUGUGGAUGAGCUGUUGGACUGAAGUGGUUCUUGUGAGGGGCAGUUUUGCCCUGUGUCCAGGCAUCCAUGGCCAGCGCUGUGUCUCGACUCUGCUCCUCUCCUCAGCUCCCCGUGAUGCCUGUGCUCCCCAGCUCGGGCGGCCCCAUCCACGUGCCUUCCAAAUGUCCCGGCGGGUGGCCGCGCCAGGCCUUCAUUCUUACCAACGUGACAAUUCCUCAGGACGGGGCACUAGACUCUGCCCCCUCUGCUGUCUGUCCAAGUUCUCGAAUGUGCUGAUAUUUUUAAAGGACCAGGUCUUUUUGUUUGCUGUUUUUAUACCUAGGAACUCUGAUGAAUCAGGAACAUUCAAUGCUGUUUCCUUUUUGGUUUUGCUUCUUACCUAAUAUAUCAUUUUAUGCAUAUUCUUUAUUAAAUAGAGUAUGUUUUGUAUAUAUGAAAACUAUUUUCUUUUUUCUCUUUCUACCUUCUUGUUAAACUGGAUUUUUAAAAACCCUGCUAUUUUCCAAGCAUUAAAAAGCAGCCUCCCUUGUUCUCAUAUGGAUCUUAUCAGCUAAACUUGUUAUCACCCACCGUCCUAACAGAACCAGGCACGGACAUGGUGACCUAUGCUUAGCGCUCUUGAAAGGCCUUAAGAGAAAUCCUAAAAGACAGUGAACUUCUAUGAAUUUUUUAGCUUUUUAAAAAAGGCAGCUGUGUGUCUGUGUGUACAAGCAGGACCUCAAUGCUGGGGUCCGGGUCUGGGCUGGCUGCAUUAACGGGAAAAACCCUUUUCUUCAGUGAUGCGUUCAGGAACUUAUCCCAGGGCUCUUAAUAAAGGAGCUAGGACAUAAAGUUAGAAUAUGACCCAGGGCAGCCCUGCAAGGAUUUUCAGAGACCGGAUGGGAAUGGGGAAGGGUGGGGGUGCAAGUUGUAGAUUUGGCGGGAAACUAUUUGCAGUCUUCUCUGCUUUGGAGCAAGCGAGCUGGGGCAGGGCCUGGGGUCAGUCAACUCCCGGGUGGAGACAGAGUCCCCGGAGGACUGUAGACCAGUUCGGCCCCUCCCCCAGCCACUGGAGGACAGACGGCCGCCUCUUGAGUUCACUCUUGCACUGGAUGCUGACGUGUGGGCUGCAGGUUUAGGGUGCCUGUAUGCACAUCAGAUCCCACCACAGAAGAGUCUCCAGGCCCUACCUCAAUCCCAGCUGCCAUGUCCCCAAAGAUGAAGUACAUAUCUAUGUGUAUAUGCAUACCUACUCACACCACACCCAUGUAUGUGCACAAAUAUGCCACAUACACCCAUCACUGCAGUACAUGCAUAUGAAUACCCCUAGAUAAUGUGCACAUACACACAUGUGUUCACAUGCUACAUGUGUACAUGCAUGUGUUCAUACCACAUGGGCACAGCAUGUAUGUUCAUGUUCAUGUAAUAUUCUGAGGUGAAGGUGCCUUGGAUCCUUUUGAUGCUUAAAUAGAAAACAUUGAUCAAAUUUCUGAGUUCCUUUUCCUUACAUAUUGACUGGAAACAGCUGGGUGGUUGCUCUCAGCUGCCAUCUGCACAUCUUGUACAUGACAUGACAGAAUUGUCACUUGAAACAUGAGAUCUCUCCGGACAAGUCCCAGACCUCUCCAGGCUGUUGUCUCUGCACUUGCCUGGGAUGGUCCCUGAAUGGAGCUUAAAGGCCAGCUCCUCCAUCUCUAGCUGCAACCAAGAGGGGCCACAGGAUCCAUACUGGAGACCGCAACCCAUGUUCUGUUCUCUUGGGAUUGCCUGUGUUCUGCAAGAAACCGAGACUUCAGAUCCAGCUGCAGCUGUGCCCCACCCCUGGGUGUCUGGGUCUGGGACUGGGAGCCCCACUGGCCUGUGGUAUGUCCCUGGCACAGAGAGAGUGACUGAGAAAGGAAGGAUCCAUGUGUGGGUGGUCCCAAGCAGGACUGCCUCUCACCCUCACAGUCAGGUGCCUUGCUACAGCUGCUCCCUUGUCCCUUGGACAGUGACCAGCAACUCUGGGUGGGGAGGUGGGUUUAGGCCUUGGCGUGCUGUCUUGUGACCAGGCCAAGAGCAGCCUCAUGGGCCACGAGGACCUCUUCCUUCAAGGGUGGGGUUGCUCCUUUUGGGAAGAUGGUCUCCCCAGGGUUCACAGUAGGGGGGAUGCUGGGCCAGUGGAGACACCAUGAAGCAUCUCCUUGGUCUCUGGGUUCAGUCAGGCCUUGGUACAGAGCCCCCUCAGGGAUCCAUUCAGCUGCUUGCCCAGAGCCCCGAAGGCAGAGGAGGGAGGCCAGUGGACUCACUGAAGCUGCUGUGGUGGGCUUUGCAUGCUGUGGUACAUGGUCAGCUUCUGCUGGACAGAGCAGAUCGCCCCUGCUCCCCUGAUUGCACACUGGGGGCCACCUGGAGGAAUGGGAGCAUGGGUCCAGGCUGUCCACAAGAGAACGCCAACCCUCAUGCAGCCCUAGCACACAGGAUCCCGGGUGGUGGACUGGGGAGUGAAAUGGAGGUGUUUGAGCGCUUAUAUGGGUGGCAGUCUGACAGCGGACAGAGUCUGUCUGAAGUCGCCCUGUCAUUGCUUGCGGCCCUCCCCACUUUCCUUUGUUAUUCUGAUUCCUACUGGAUAUUUGAAUCUGCCUUUCAAAUAUUCAAAACUCUGUGAACAAGUCCUUAACACCUUCCUGAAUAGGUCUUUGUCAUCUCACCCAGCGCCCCUGAGAUGAAUUCAAACAUGCCACAAACCACUUCUGAAGUUUGGCGUGGAGGAACAUACUUGUGGGGGACCUGUGGGGAGACGGCCCGGGUCUGCUUGUCUUCUUUCCCCUGCCCCCUCGCUGCCAGCCCCUCCCCAGGCACCUGAUCCUCCAGGGAUACUCACUGGAUUGGCACCCCAUAGUGUGGCUUGGAGGUGACACAUGAGCUCAGAGGGGAAAAGAGACCCUGGGCUGCCUGGGGCCUGUCACAGAUGCCGGGGAGUUGAGCUGUGGUCACAUCCAGAAAGUUGUGCUGUGGGUGUUCAUCCUUUUUAUCUUAAAGAAUAGGGGAAACCUCAAAGAAUCAAAAUACCCUAUUUUGUAGUGUCCAGAUUGGUUUUUGCUUUGCAGGGCCACGAUCAGGGAAGGGGCCAUCAGGGUCAGAAGCUGGUAUGGUGGUGGGGGUUGUGGAGGGCCAGGAAGGCUGGGCAAGUCAUCUGGGUCUCUUUGGGGAUCAAUACUGAGACCAUUUCCACACCCUAAAGAUGUCACAUUUGCUGCCUGAGGGGCACAGGGCGCGUUUGCACUUAGAUUUGGCUUCUUAGUAGUCAAUAUUUGAAUAAAUGUUUGAAGCACAACUCAGAGAAAAUGCAUUUUUUCAACAGCCUUUUGAAAAUGUCAGUAGUCAAUUAGGUGUUACUGGGGGGAGUUUUCAGCACUAGCUUGAAUUCCAGGUGACUGUAAUAGUCAUUCCUGCUGCAUUUUAUGGAGUUGCCUUUAUUUCUCUUUCUGUAUCUUUUCCCUGAAACGGCGCUCAUGUUUGCACAUAAGACCAGCAAUUCUGAGGAACUGAAGCCGACAAAGUUCAGCUGUUUUCACCAUAACUGCAGAAUAAGACAAUGUCACCAGUGUCAUACUCGCUUCCAUCGGUCUUCAUGAGAAGCUCUUACAGCCUUUUGGACCCAGAGAAAUGCUGUCCCUGCUACUUUUCUAGAAUUGUGCUGUGCAAUAUUCUUGCGCUGUUUAUUUCUCAGAAUAAUGUGAUUUUUAUGGGAAACUCAAUUUGUGAAUCUUUUAUUCAAAUGCCCUUCCUUCCAUCCCUCCCUUUUCCCUUCUUGCUUCCUAUUUCAUUUUUCAAGUCAAGAAGCUUCCUUAAUGGUCUUGUUUCUACAGAGCUUUCGUAGUUAUUUUUCUAUUAAUGGCUAGAACCAUGUGGUGAAACUAAAAUGCUCUGUGAGCAGAAUCCUGUUGUGCCCACACUCUUGAAGCCCACAGCUGGUGUUGCUUCCUGCUGUCCUUGUCACUUGUCUUCUUUGUGUUUGCCUGUUCUUGUGAACACAUGUGUAUCGCCAUCACUGGCAUUCUGUGCUAUUCUCUCAUGUUCUUUCCCAUUUGUGACCAGUGCUUCUGAGCAUGGGACAUAUAAUCUACAGCAUGGCUUUCUAUUCUUGUGCCAAUUCUCUAUGCUCACCUCCCAUUUGUCUGGGUAUCUUUGCCUCUCUCAGAUUGUGAAUUUCAAAUUCACCCUGUCCUAUCCAUAAACACAGCAGAACUGUUGUGUUACUGGCCUGAGGCUGCCUGGACACUCUCUUUGCCACAGAUACAUUUUCCACACUGGCCAAACAUCGCUUUGCCUCCUUUUCUACACUCAGGGGCUGGUUGGCAUGUUCCCUCUGAUGUCUCAAAUGAGACAUGGACAUCCACCCUGAUUCCAACCCACAAAGAGGCUCACCAAUGACUGUUACACAAUGUCAGACACUGCGUGCACAGAUCCAGAUGUGACAAAGACCUCAAGUUUGGGACAAAUGUCCUUCAAAUGUGCUACAAAAUAUUAUUGAAACAUUUGGGUCCUGUUAUUUUAAUUCCACAUCAAUUCUGAAAUCCAAAGAAAAUAGACUCUAAACUAAUGUAAACAUUUUAAAACGAUCUAAAAUUGAAAAAUAAGCCUAGAAUGGAAAGAAGGAGCUAGAAAGACCUAUCUUCGUGGGCCAUGAAAAUGUCCUGUGGCCCAGCCUGCUUGCUCCUUCACUCUGGCUCUGUCAGUACUCAAAGUGAUAUUGUCAUUCUGUCUUACCUAGUAGCUUCCACAUUGUUGUCUAUUGAUUUUUAAUUUUCUGAAUUAACUAGUUCUUAUUUCCCAAAUAACUUAGACUUAAAAAAAUUCCUCAUCUUGUCUGAGCAACUGAGGUCACAAAUGGACUUAAUAAGUAUGAUUUUCCAUCUUGAAAAGAAUUCAAACUGGUGCUCUCAAGUUGACCGAAGUCAAGCUGCUCUGUGAUCUGGUUCAACUAACUCCAGACUGAACUUCUGCCAGCCAGCUUGAUACCUUCCAGUAGAGUCAGACACCAGCACCCAGGAGUGGUCCGUCUCUCUGUUCUGAGUAUGUCUGUACUGAAACCUACCAAGACUGUGAGAUGCUGGUUGAAAGAAAGGCAUUUGUUGUCACAUUUCCAAUCGCAUUUAGGGACCUGGGGCCUCCCUCAUAUGUCCUGCUGACCUUUCUCAUGUGCCGUGGGCUUUCAUGGAAGACAUGUAAUGCUGGAAAAACAGCAGCAGGUGUGCCGGUGUGUUUCGCUGAGAGAUCCCAGGGUCACAGAACCAGCACCAUUGCAAAGUGCUGCAGGAGAAUCUGCACCAUUUCAGUGUCAGAGAGAAGUAGACAGUCCCACAUCCUGUCACAGUACCUGUAUGAGACAACGUUUCCAUCACAAGUUAAGUGUGAUUCCUUUGGUUUCAAAUAUGCAAAAUAAUAUUUAAAUCAACUUGUUCUUCCCAUAGAUUCUCAAAGUAUUUCAUGCUGUUUCUCAUUUGAAAUAAAGUCAUUCCUUAGAGAAGGGAUCACUAAGUCAAUGAUGGUUGGAGGGAUAGUUCGGGAUGGGAGAUGUGUGCUGAAAGUAGAUAAAAAACUAUCAGUAUCUGUAUUGCAAACCAUAAUGCUCAAAAGUAGAGAGAGAGUAUGGGGGAAAUUGUCUGCCAUGGAGGCAGGGUGAGGGUUGGGAUAGGGGGGGAUACUGGGGACAUUGGUGGUGGAAAAUGUGCACUGGUGGAGGGAUGGACGUUUGAUCAUUGUAUUACUGAAACUCAAACAUGAAAGCUUUGUAACUGUUUCUUAUGGUGAUUCAAUGAAAUAAAGAAAGAAAGAAAGUCAUUCCC